Molecule: messenger RNA, 871 nt
Organism: Pyrus x bretschneideri (Chinese white pear)
Lineage: Eukaryota; Viridiplantae; Streptophyta; Magnoliopsida; Rosales; Rosaceae
Product: endo-1,3;1,4-beta-D-glucanase-like
Exons: 7
Coding region: 16-741 (241 amino acids)
Molecular function (GO): hydrolase activity
Source: RefSeq, a predicted model, not a curated record
UCCCAAACUCCAAAAAUGGCAACUAACAGUGAAUGCUUCAACAACCCGCCGCCACUGAGCUCAACCUCCGGACCUGGGACUCUCCUACAACUUGGGGGCCUUACGACCUACGUCGCUGGCCCAUCUGAAUCCAAGCUUGCAAUCCUUCUCAUCUCCGAUAUUUGGGGCUAUGAAAACCUAAAUCUGAGGAAAAUAGCGGAUAAAGUUGCUGCAGCCGGAUUUUUGGCGGUAGUUCCUGAUUUCUUUUAUGGCGACCCUGUUAAUCCCGCUAACCCGCAGUUUGAUGCUGAGAUAUGGUUCAAAAUUCAUAGCACGGAGAGAGGAUGUGAAGAUGCAAAACCGUUGAUUGCUGCUCUGAAGAGUCAAGGCGUUUCCGCCAUCGGAGCUGCAGGCUUUUGCUGGGGAGGGAAUGUGGCGGUGAAACUAGGGAAAACCGAUGAGAUUCAGGCCGCUGUAAUACUGCAUCCUGGUCGAUUAACAGAUGAGGAAAUCGAUCAGGUUAAGGUUCCUACUGCAAUAUUGGGAGCUGAGACUGACAAGCAUUCACCCGCUGAACAAAUCAAACACUUUGGGGAUAUUUUGUCAACUAAAUCUGAGCUGUUUGAUAGCUUUGUGAAAAUAUAUCCUGGAGCGGCUCAUGGAUGGACAACAAAGUACAAUUCUGAGGAUGAAAUGGCAGUCAAGAGAGCUGAGGAGGCUCAUUUGGACAUGUUAAAUUGGCUUACCAAGUAUGUCAAGUGAAAAGUUGGUUGGUUGUACCAAAACAAGAAUAAUUGACAGGCUUAUUUUUUUGGUAUACAACUUGGAACUCAAAUUCGAUUUCACUUUUUUGCUAGAACAAAAUAUCGUCAUUUUACACCUUGAAACUCAA